Messenger RNA from Arachis duranensis, 920 nucleotides. Its product is annotated as FRIGIDA-like protein 5. The coding region runs from base 61 to 600 and encodes 179 amino acids. Lineage: Eukaryota; Viridiplantae; Streptophyta; Magnoliopsida; Fabales; Fabaceae. The record is from RefSeq and is a predicted model, not a curated record. The transcript has 3 exons.
AAUAACAUUUUAGUUUAUCUGCAGAGUCAAUCAGAUCCUGCAGAACUAAUUUUGGAAAUAAUGAAAGAUCCAAUGCUUCCAUUUUGUAGCCAGGGAGACCAUAGCCACAUAUUUCUGCUUGAACAGCUAAUGAGAAUCUCCCCUGUCAUUAAACCUCAUGUUAGAGAAGAGGCAAUGAAGUUUGCACUUUAUUUGAAAGCUAACAUGAGAGCAAGUACUGAAAAUUCUUUAGUAGUUCUUGGUUUCUUGAUGAUUUUGUCAAUUUAUGGAUUAGUUUCCUCUUUUGAUGAGGAUGAGGUAUUAAAGUUUCUCCAAAUUGCUGCUCGGCACAAGGAAGCUGUAGAGCUGUUUCGGAUUCUCGGUUUUGUGAAUAAAAUCUAUGAUUUUGUUGAGAAUCUCAUCAAGAAUCAGCAAUAUAUUGAAGCUGUUAGAUUCAUUUGUGCAUUUGAGUUGGCUGAGAAGUAUCAACCAAUUCAUCAGUUGCAAGCACAUGUGAACAAGGCAAAGUUGAAUUGUGAGAACAAUUACAAGGAAAACAAGUCCAUUGAAACUAAGCAUGGUAGUAACAUGCUGAAAUUGAACUUCAGGUUGAGUCCAUAGAUGAAGGAAUUUCAAGCCUGAAAACUGUUCUGCAGUUCAUCAGAGAGAACAACAUAGAAUGUAAAGAACUGGUUGAUGAGGUUGAAGAUCACAUUGUUAAGCUAAAAAGGCAUAUGGCAAAUAUUGUCAAGGCCAACAUCCAGAGUGUUACAAGAAAAGGUGUUAGUUGAAAUUUAAACUAGUUAGGGGGUGUGAAUAAUAAAAAUAUACAUAAAUACUAAAAUUGUAAAGGUUGAUGUUUCAAUGCUCUUAAUUUUUAGAUUUUUAGACGUGUCUAGAAUGAAAAAUUGACAAAACAAAAAGUAACGAUGUAAAAUAUU